GUUCAUUGCACCACACGCAAAGCAACGAAACAACUAGUCCAAGAGAGCAACUGAGUACGUAGCAACGCGCCCAUGGCCUCCACGCCGACGAGCUUCGUGGCCGUGGCGCUCCUCAUGGCCGUCAUGCUCAGCACGUGCGGUGCUGCGCGCCUCCUCGCCGACAUCCCGGCCUUGCCCGAACCGACGCUGCCGGCCUUGCCCCUGGUCGUUCCCACGGUCCCUGCCGUGCCAGGCGGCGUCGUGCCCACCGUGCCGGAAGUGCCGACGGUGCCGCUGCCAACAGUACCCAGCGGCGUCGUGCCAACCAUCCCGACGGUUCCCACCGUGCCGGAGGUGCCGACGGUGCCCACCGUGCCAGGUGUGCCGGCGGUGCCGCUGCCAACAGUACCCGGCGGCGUGGUGCCGACCGUCCCGACGGUUCCCACCGUGCCGGAGGUGCCGACGGUGCCCACUGUGCCAGGUGUGCCGGCGGUGCCGCUGCCAACAGUACCCGCCGUGCCGACCAUCCCGACAGUUCCCGCCGUGCCAGGCGUGCCGACGGUGCCGCUGCCGGCAGCACCCGGCGCCGUCGUGCCCACAGUGCCAACCGUGCCAGGCGUGCCAACGUUGCCUCUGCCGUCGAUGCCGUCCAUCCCCGGUGACCUGCCCAUGGUACCAGUGCCAUUACCACCGGUUCCGUCCAUCCCCGGCGACCUGCCCAAGCUGCCGGUGCCUCUGCCGCCUCUGCCGUCCCUUCCCGACCUGCCCAAGGUGCCACUGCCGCCGAUGCCGUCCAUCCCUGGCGUGCCUAAGAUACCACUGCCGUCUGUUCCGGGUGUGCCGGCCGUGCCGUAGUUCCUCCUCAGCCGACGCACUAGAGGAGUAUAUAUACGUACGUCAUGACCGUGCAUGCACGAGUGUGGGCGGUCGUUGUUGCCCUACCCGAUUUACGAGUGUAAUAUAACUUUGACUUGACAGCAUUUGUUUGAGCACUACAUGUACAAGUCAAAGUACGUGCAAGAGAGAGGGAAAAAAAGUGAAGUACUCUCUUGUGUGCGUGUGGUCUAUUUGCAAGUGAGUGUGGUGUGGAUGUAUAAUGUUUACCUGUCUAUACUUGUCCCUUUAUGUCAUUAGGUGGGAGUCAUUCUUUGUAUAGGCUAGGGGUAUUGCUCCAUUUUGUACGUGUGUGCACUGUAUGUUGUUUUCUUUUCACUUGUAUCAAUAUACGCACUAUUGAUGCAGGUAUCAUAAGUUUCAAAAGCUUGCCUUUGCCUUUA
Triticum dicoccoides is the source of this 1256-nucleotide messenger RNA. Its product is annotated as protein PELPK1-like. NCBI's taxonomy places the organism in Eukaryota, Viridiplantae, Streptophyta, Magnoliopsida, Poales, Poaceae. Bases 73 to 834 code for a protein of 253 amino acids. The transcript has a single exon. The record is from RefSeq and is a predicted model, not a curated record.